CCAUCACACACUUGAAAUCUGUUUUCGUUUCAAUUCCGCGACGAUGCCAAUUUCUAGAAGCUCUCCGGCGACGCGCCUCAGCAGGUCGGCCGUCGCAGCGCUUAGGGCAACCGCCAGGGCUCCUCCAACCCCACCACCAUCCUCCCCUGCGUUCCGCUCCGCCUCCGCCACGAGUCUCUAUGCUCGUCCCUUAACUCCUAACCUCAAUGCCAACACAAUUUCUUCUCCUUCAGUCUCCUCAUCAUGCAUCCGCUCUUACUCCUCCGCCGCCUCUUCUCAGAUUAGCAACUCCGAGUUCACUGAAAUGGCGUGGGAUGGAAUUCUCGGAGCUGUGGAUGCUGCAAAAGACAGCAAACAUCAAGUGGUGGAGACUGAGCAUCUCAUGAAAGCUCUUUUGGAGCAGAAGGAUGGCCUUGCUCGGAGGAUAUUCACCAAGGCUGGUGUUGACAACACUUCGCUGCUGCAGUCCACUCACGACUUCAUAUCUCAGCAGCCUAAGGUCUCCGGGGAUACAACCGGGCCUAUUGUGGGCCCGCACUUCACUUCUCUCUUGGAGAAUGCUCGCAAAUGUAAAAAGCAAAUGGGAGAUUCAUUUUUGUCUGUUGAGCAUCUGGUCUUGUCGUUCCCUUCGGAUAAAAGAUUUGGGCAAAAGCUGUUGGCCAAUCUCCAGCUAACUGACAAGGCUUUGAAGGAUGCUGUUGAUGCCGUGCGCGGCAGUCAAAGAGUGACCGAUCAGAAUCCAGAAGGUAAAUAUGAGGCACUUGAGAAAUAUGGGAAUGACUUAACUGAGCUUGCCCGGCGUGGAAAGCUCGACCCAGUUAUUGGACGUGAUGAUGAGAUACGCCGCUGCAUCCAAAUAUUAUCUCGUCGAACAAAGAACAACCCUGUUAUAAUUGGGGAACCUGGAGUUGGAAAAACUGCAAUUGCUGAAGGGUUAGCUCAAAGGAUUGUCCGUGGAGAUGUUCCAGAACCUUUGCUAAAUCGGAAGUUGAUCUCUCUGGACAUGGGUUCUUUGCUCGCUGGUGCAAAGUUUCGAGGGGAUUUCGAGGAAAGGUUAAAGGCUGUCCUGAAGGAAGUGACGGCUUCUAAUGGGCAGUUCAUAUUGUUUAUUGAUGAAAUUCACACUGUGGUUGGAGCAGGGGCUACUGGUGGUGCUAUGGAUGCUGGAAAUUUGUUGAAACCCAUGCUUGGCCGUGGGGAACUGAGAUGCAUUGGCGCCACCACACUGAAUGAGUACAGGAAAUACAUUGAGAAGGACCCUGCUUUGGAACGUAGAUUUCAACAAGUAUUUUGCGGACAACCAUCUGUGGAAGACACAAUUUCUAUUUUGCGUGGGUUACGGGAGCGUUAUGAACUUCACCAUGGGGUGAAAAUAUCAGACAAUGCUCUUGUAUCAGCAGCAAUUCUUUCGGAUAGAUACAUCACAGAGCGCUUUCUACCUGACAAAGCCAUUGACCUUGUAGAUGAAGCUGCUGCAAAGCUGAAAAUGGAGAUCACAUCGAAGCCUACUGAGUUGGAUGAGAUAGACAGGGCAGUGCUCAAGUUGGAGAUGGAAAAGCUGUCUCUUAAAAACGACACAGCCCCAUCUUCAAAAGAGCGAUUGAUGAAGCUCGAACAUGAUUUGGUGGCUCUAAAACAAAAGCAAGGGGAGUUAAACAAACAGUGGGAAAAUGAGAAAAUUCUUAUGAACCGAGUUCGGUCAAUUAAAGAAGAGAUUGACAGAGUUAACCUAGAGAUGGAAGCUGCUGAGCGUGAAUACAACCUGAGUCGUGCUGCUGAACUCAAGUAUGGUACAUUGAUGGCACUCCAGCGCCAGCUUGAAGAAGCUGAGAAAAACAUUGCUGAUUAUCGGACAUCUGGAAAGUCAUUACUAAGAGAGGAAGUUACGGAUCUUGACAUAACUGAGAUAGUAAGCAGAUGGACUGGCAUACCACUAUCUAAUCUUCAGCAGACUGAGAGAGAGAAGCUCGUUUUGCUAGAGGACGUUCUCCACAGAAGGGUUGUUGGGCAGGAUAUGGCAGUGAGAUCUGUAGCUGAUGCAAUAAGACGUUCGAGGGCAGGGCUUUCUGACCCAAAUCGCCCUAUUGCAAGCUUCAUGUUCAUGGGGCCAACAGGUGUUGGUAAAACUGAACUAGCAAAAACUCUUGCUGGGUACCUUUUCAACACUGAGAAUGCACUUGUAAGAAUUGAUAUGAGUGAAUAUAUGGAAAAGCAUGCAGUUUCACGUCUGGUUGGUGCACCCCCAGGCUAUGUUGGGUAUGAAGAGGGUGGACAGUUGACAGAAGUGGUUCGGCGAAGGCCAUAUUCAGUGGUGUUGUUUGAUGAAAUCGAGAAGGCACAUCAUGAUGUUUUCAACAUCCUGUUGCAGCUCUUGGAUGACGGAAGGAUAACCGAUUCUCAAGGACGGACUGUGAGUUUCACUAAUACGGUUCUGAUCAUGACAUCAAACAUCGGAUCUCAUUACAUCCUCGAUACUCUUAGAAACACAGAGGAUAGCAAGGAUGCAGUAUAUAAUGUGAUGAAAAGGCAGGUGGUGGAACUAGCAAGACAAACUUUCCGUCCAGAGUUCAUGAACCGGAUUGAUGAAUACAUUGUUUUCCAGCCUCUGGACUCGGAACAAAUCAGUAAAAUUGUUGAAAUUCAGCUGGAUCGUGUGAGAGGCAGACUGAAACAGAGGAAUAUCAACUUGCAGUACACGGAGGAUGCGGUUAAAGUGCUGGCAACUUUAGGGUUCGACCCCAACUUUGGUGCGAGGCCAGUGAAGCGGGUGAUUCAACAGAUGGUUGAGAAUGAGAUAGCUAUGGAAAUCUUAAGGGGUGAAAUCAAGGAAGAAGAUUCAAUUGUUCUUGAUCGGAUCCCGGAUGCUCAGGAUAACAACCGAUUGUGUAUCAAAAAAGUGGAAAACCUAGCCCAUGAUGCCAUGGUUGCAAGCAACUAGUGUUUUGCUUGGGUGGAGUGUGUUCAUAGAUUAGUUUGGAGAUGAGAAUUCAGAAUGUAGUGGUUUUUGUGUAUUAAGUGAACUUUCUUUAUUCAGGUGAUGGAUAACUGAUGGUUAAGGCCACUAUAAUAAUGUUAGUUUUAUGGUUCCA
Messenger RNA from Salvia hispanica, 3089 nucleotides. Its product is annotated as chaperone protein ClpB3, mitochondrial-like. Gene Ontology annotation, molecular function: ATP binding; ATP hydrolysis activity. NCBI's taxonomy places the organism in Eukaryota, Viridiplantae, Streptophyta, Magnoliopsida, Lamiales, Lamiaceae. The record is from RefSeq and is a predicted model, not a curated record. Gene Ontology annotation, biological process: protein refolding; cellular response to heat. Gene Ontology annotation, cellular component: cytoplasm.